AUGACGAGGAUGUUGCUAUUAACGAUGAUGAGUACUUCGAUUAUAGAGGAUUCUCCAAAAACAGCCGUGUUUUACGUAACUACAAAUCUAAGAAAAAACAACAGCACCACGAAGAAGAGCAACAACAAGAUGGCCGCCAGUUCGCUGCCUGUAAACAUUCUACGUCAACACGGUGCUACUGUUUUCCAUUGCGGCGGUGAAACCGAUGAAUAUGACAACGGCGGAAUGGUGCCUCCCCAUGUUAUUUUAGCAAGGAGAAUUGCGGGGAAAAUGGCAUUUUCUGUUUGUACUAGCAAUGGAAGGACACUUAAAAGAAGGGAUUUGAGUCAAGUGCAAAAUUCAGUUCUUAGAAUGACAGGAUUUUUGGAAGUCUAA
Molecule: messenger RNA, 375 nt
Organism: Gossypium arboreum
Lineage: Eukaryota; Viridiplantae; Streptophyta; Magnoliopsida; Malvales; Malvaceae
Exons: 1
Coding region: 1-375 (124 amino acids)
Source: RefSeq, a predicted model, not a curated record